UUUGAAUUUUGGUUUGUUUAUUUUUGUUUUGUAUCAGUUUUUUCCAUACAAAAUAAUUAUGUUUAAUUAAAAAACACAACGUAAAUUGAGAUUUACAUUUAUAUCGUGGAUCGUGAUAGAUUUUCAAUGGCACCAGGUAAAAAAAGUUUUCGAGGUAAACGUUCUAACCAACACGUCGAACGAAACUAUGCAGAACGUCUUCAAGAUUUAAGAGUCCAGUCAUCGGACGAAAGUAGCGGUAGUACAGAUUCCGAGGAUGAAGGCGUGGAAGCCACUUUCGCUGUUAGCAUGUGGGACCUAAACCAUUGCGACCCGAAAAAGUGCUCGGGUAGAAAACUUUCAAGACAUAACCUCAUUAAGAAUUUGAAACUCGGGCAGAAGUUCCAAGGGCUUGUAUUAUCGCCUGUAGGAACACAGUGCGUAAGUCCGAAUGAUAAGGAAGUAAUAGAAAAGUAUGGUUUGGCUGUCAUAGACUGUUCCUGGGCUAAGAUAGACGAGACACCUUUCGGUAGAAUGAAGUCGCCUCAUCCGAGACUAUUGCCAUUUUUAGUAGCAGCGAAUCCCAUAAACUACGGGAAACCUUAUCAGCUGAGUUGUGUAGAAGCUUUAGCAGCAGCAAUGUUCAUCACUGGUCACAGAAAAGAAGCUAAAUUUUAUCUAUCAAAGUUCUCAUGGGGUCAUUCGUUUAUAGAGCUCAACAAUGAAGCCUUGGACAUGUAUGCUAGCUGUACAGAUAGCAAAAGUGUUAUUGAAGCUCAAACAAAAUACUUGGAAUCAGCGGAAAAUGAUAAGGAUACUAGAAAAAUGUGGCCGUCAAGUGAUUCUGAAUCUGAAAGUGAUUCUGAUAAAUAAUUGUGAAUACUGCCACAUUUGUCCCAGUGUUAGCGUGGCUUGAGCAUGAGGUCCUGGGUUGGCCUAUGAAAUAUUAAGCUUUUCUUUUCUGAGAAAAUUUUCAGUUAAAUUUCCCUGCCUGUAGUUGGGAAGUUCUUGAUGUUACACUCCUGUGCCUCAGGGAACACUUAUCUAUUGAUUUCAGUUACUAUCAUAUAUUUUGACGGCCUCCGUGGCGGAUUGGUAUGUGCGGUGGAUUAACAAAACGGAGGGCCUGGGUUCAAUCCCUGGCUGGGCCGAUUGAGAUUUUCUUGAUUGGUCCAGGUCUGGCUGGUGGGAGGCUUUGGCCGUGGCUAGUUACCACCUUAGCGACAAAGACAUACCGCCAAGCGAUUUAGUGUUCUGGUACAAUGUCGUGUAGAAACCGAAAAGGGGUGUGGAUUUUCAUCCUCCUCCUAACAAGUUAGUCCGCUUCCAUCUUAGACUGCAUCAUCACUUACCAUCAGGUGAGAUUGUAGUCAAGGGCUAACUUGUAAAGAAUAAAAAAAAAAAAUAGUAGUUCUUAAAGAAUUUAACAUUAUCACUCUAAUUCCACCAACCCGCAAUUGAGUAGCAUGCUGAGUUUCAGCUCCAUAUCGCUGCUUUGAUGCAUGCAAUAAAAUUUUUAUGAUAAAGAAAAUUAAUAUUUCUGUGUUUUGGGGCAUAGAUAAAUAAAGGAUCAUAUAAAUCAAUCAACUUUUCUUGGGUUGAUUUGUGAGAGAUAAAAGUGUAAAAUACACAGUUUAUAUCUCAACUUAAGAAUAAGCCGAGUAUGCUUAGCAUGCUACCAAACACAUAACUUGACGAGAAAUGGACAAAAUCUCAACUAAUGGUGGCAGAUUAGAUUAGUUCCAAUACCAUCUCUUUCGUCCCUAUGCAACAGAGAUUGUAAUAUUUCUAGUUGUGCUGCUAUUGGUUGACAUUUGUCCAUUUCUCAUCACAAGAUAAUAUAUUGUUUGUUUGCAUGUUAGCACUGAAUUGCCUACUGAACCCAAAUUUUGUUUUAGUAUAAUUAUAUAUAUUUAUUAUAUAAAUAAAAUGUUUGUAAGUUAUAAAAUUAA
Messenger RNA from Bicyclus anynana (squinting bush brown), 1931 nucleotides. Its product is annotated as 18S rRNA aminocarboxypropyltransferase. NCBI's taxonomy places the organism in Eukaryota, Metazoa, Arthropoda, Insecta, Lepidoptera, Nymphalidae. The transcript has 2 exons. Gene Ontology annotation, biological process: maturation of SSU-rRNA. The record is from RefSeq and is a predicted model, not a curated record. Bases 127 to 852 code for a protein of 241 amino acids. Gene Ontology annotation, molecular function: rRNA small subunit aminocarboxypropyltransferase activity.